AUGUUUCAAUUCGUCCUCUCGGCUUUUCGCACCUCAACACGAAUUCUACCCAAAAGUUUUCAUGGCCACAAGCUUAAUUCUCGUGCCUUUUCAACCUCCUCGUUCGCGCAGGACAUUCAGAAAAUCACCGUUUAUGGUUCGGGCCUCAUGGGAGCCGGUAUUGUUCAGGUCGCCGCGCAAAAGGGCUAUGCUGUAACCAUGGUGGACCUAGACGAAGGCAGCCUAGAACGGGGCAAAGGCAUUAUCAGUUCAUCCUUAAAACGCGUGGCCAAGAAACAAUUCAAGGAUGAUGAGCAAAAACAGAAGGAAUUUAUCGAAUUCACUUUUUCCAAUAUAAAGACCAACACCGAUUCUGGUGAGGGUGCGAAAGACGCAGAUUUGAUCAUCGAGGCUAUCGUCGAAAACAUUGAGACGAAACAGAAGCUAUUUGGUUUUUUGGAUAAGAUCGCUCCCAAGGAUGCGAUUUUUGCCUCUAACACCUCGAGCUUGCCAAUAACAGAACUUGCAAAAGCAACAGACCGAGCUGAUAGGUUUGCUGGGUUACAUUUUUUUAAUCCGGUUCCGCAAAUGAAAUUGGUGGAGGUCGUAAAAUCAGAAAAAACUAGCGAUGAAACACAUCACGCUUUAAUGGAAUUUUCAAAGAAGUUGGAUAAGACGCCCGUGACAUGCAAGGACACUCCCGGGUUCAUUGUGAACCGUCUUCUGGUGCCUUACCUGUUGGAAGCGAUUCGUCUUGUCGAACGCGGCGUAGCUACGUCGGCCGACGUAGAUACAGCCAUGAAAUUAGGUGCAGGCAUGCCCAUGGGUCCCUUCGAAUUAUCUGACUUCGUUGGACUGGAUACAUUGAAGUCCAUAGCGGAUGGCUGGCGAGAGGGUGGACAGGUUGAUCCCAACCUUGUUGCAAAGAUCAAGACUCUAGAUGAUCUCGUCAGCGCCGGAAAUCUUGGACGCAAAACCGGUCAAGGUUUCUUCCCCUACUAG
Messenger RNA from Acaulospora morrowiae, 981 nucleotides. The record is from the annotation of a GenBank genome assembly. Lineage: Eukaryota; Fungi; Glomeromycota; Glomeromycetes; Diversisporales; Acaulosporaceae.